Messenger RNA from Medioppia subpectinata, 1192 nucleotides. The record is from the annotation of a GenBank genome assembly. NCBI's taxonomy places the organism in Eukaryota, Metazoa, Arthropoda, Arachnida, Sarcoptiformes, Oppiidae.
AAAAUCUAAACCAAAUGACGAAGCAUCUUUACCUUUGGACACGAUAACAGGAUUAGACAUGUCAUUCCAGGGUUUAAAAUUCAUUAGCAAUUCAUUAUUUCUAAUAAACAAUUUAAAAGAACUGCUGCUCCAUAAUAAUGACUUGAGGAGUAUUCCAGAGGGAAUCUGUAGAUUUAAAACACUGGAAAAAUUAAAUUUUAGCUACAACAAGAUCAAGCAUAUUCCUCCAGAAUUGGGCAGAUUAGUCAAUUUGAAGGAGCUGUAUUUAAACGAUAAUUUCAUAUCAGAAAUUCCAUGGGAGAUGGGAAGCCUAUAUAACUUGGAGAUUUUUAAUUUAUCAAAUAAUCCUUUAGUGCCUCCUUUUAAUUCGCUAAGCAAAGACCGUUCUGUAAUUCGCUUUUGCAGAGAGCAUAAUAUAAAUUAUUUACCACCGUGUGAUCGAUCGUGGCUGGAGGUAGUUUACAGACCAGAAAAUUCUUUCGAAACGAUUUCUGUGGGGACCUAUAAUAUUCUCUGCAAUUUUUUUGCCUCUAAGCUAACAUAUGCACCUGCAUGGAUAAUAAAUCCGGAUUAUAGGAAAGACAUCCUUAUACAAAAUAUAAUCUCCUACAAUCUAGAUAUCUUAUACGGUAAAAAAGACAACGUGGUGCUAGUUACAGUUUUAGAGAAGGGGUUGGGACAUACAAUAAUUGUUGCCAAUACCCAUUUAUUUUGGGAUCCACAAUAUACAGAUAUUAAGCUGUUCCAGUCAAUUUUGUUGCUCGAAGAACUAGAAAAAAUUAGAAUAAAGCAUAAGAAUGCUUCGAUUUUAUUGAUGGGAGAUUUUAACAGCCUUCCCGAUUCUAGUGUAUAUAAAUUAAUGGUAGAGAGAAAGAUAGGGGGUUUAGAUUUUGAUAAGUACGACUAUGCCCCAUUUAACGAUGGAUUCCGCCAUUCAAUGAAAUUCUUAGAUGCUUAUGAGAAUCAGGACCUGGCAUUUACUAACUUUACUCCACAUUUCAGAGGUGUUUUAGAUUACAUAUUUCACACAGAAGGACUUGUCAGAUCAAGUGUAAUAUCCUCUGUGGAAGAGGAAUACAUGGAGCGUACAGUUGGUUUACCCAAUAUUCAUUUUCCAUCCGAUCAUAUUCUGAUAGGUGCCCAGUUUCAAAUUAAGGGAAUUCCAAAAAGGAUGUAUAAUUCUAUGAGUAAA